AUGGCCUUCGGAAAGCUUUACGGUCUGCCUGACAACGGUCGCACCCUCUCCAUCCUGGUCGCUGCUAAGCACAACGACCUGGAGUUGGAGCUGGUCAACACCCAGGCUAACUCUGCUGCUGAGUUCAACGCCAGCGCUGAGUACCUCAAGGUUAACCCCACUGGCAAGAUCCCCGCCUUCGAGGGUGCCAAUGGCUUCAACCUGAGCGAGGCUAUUGCCAUCGCUGUCUAUGUUACUUCCCAGAACGAGAAGACCACUCUCCUCGGCAAGACCAAGCAGGACUACGCUUCCAUCCUCCGCUGGAUGUCCUUCGUUAACGCCGAGGUUCUGCCCAAGUUCGGUGCCUGGUACCGUCCCCUCCUUGGCCUCGAUGGCUACAACAAGAAGGUCGUCGAUGAGGCCGCCAAGGUUGCCCUCAAGGUCAUCUCUGUCCUCGAGGCUCACCUGACUGCCAACACCUACCUUGUUGGUGAGCGCAUCACCCUGGCUGAUAUCUUCGCCGCCUCCCUCCUCACCCGUGCCUUCGCCACUGUCCUCGACAGCACCUGGCGCCAGGCCAACCCCGCCACCACCCGGUGGUACAACACCCUCAUCAACCAGGAUGCCUUCAAGGCUGUCCACCCCAGCCCCAAGUUCGCUGAGGAGGUCGUCAAGUACACUCCCCCCAAGAAGGAGGAGAAGCCCAAGGCUCCUGCUGCCGCCGCUGCCGCUCCCAUUGAGGAGAAGGAGCCCCCCAAGGCCAAGCACCCCCUUGAGGCUCUUGGCAAGCCCACUCUCAUCCUUGAUGACUGGAAGCGCAAGUUCUCCAACGAGGACCCCCGCUCCGUUGCCAUGCCCUGGUUCUGGGAACAGCUCAAGACCGACGAGUACUCCCUCUGGAAGGUCAACUACAAGUACAACAACGAGCUCAAGCUUACCUUCAUGGCCAACAACCUGAUCGGUGGCUUCCAGGCCCGUCUUGAGGCUUCCCGCAAGUACCUCUUCGGUGCCCAGUCCGUGUACGGUGUCAACUACGACUGUGUCGUCUACGGUGCCUUCAUGGUCCGCGGCCAGGAGUGGGAGCCCGCUUUCACUGUCGGCCCCGACUGGGAGGGUUACGAGUUCGUCAAGCUCGACCCCUCUGUUGAGGCUGACCGCAAGCUCGUCGAGGACAUGUGGUGCCAGGAUGUCCCUAUCACCACCGACGGCAAGGUCCAGGAGUGGACCGAUGGCCACGUCUUCAAAUAA
Messenger RNA from Penicillium paradoxum, 1227 nucleotides. Its product is annotated as putative translation elongation factor eEF-1 subunit gamma. Gene Ontology annotation, cellular component: cytoplasm; nucleus. NCBI's taxonomy places the organism in Eukaryota, Fungi, Ascomycota, Eurotiomycetes, Eurotiales, Aspergillaceae. The record is from RefSeq and is a predicted model, not a curated record. The transcript is spliced from 3 exons. Bases 1 to 1227 code for a protein of 408 amino acids. Gene Ontology annotation, molecular function: translation elongation factor activity. Gene Ontology annotation, biological process: translational elongation.